Linum trigynum is the source of this 5865-nucleotide messenger RNA. NCBI's taxonomy places the organism in Eukaryota, Viridiplantae, Streptophyta, Magnoliopsida, Malpighiales, Linaceae. The record is from the annotation of a GenBank genome assembly.
ACCUUGAACACAAGUAUAGAUAUUUAUCAGUCUCUAUAUACACUUUGCAGUUUAGCGUGCAUUUAUACCCAGUGUGGUUAAGGGAAGAGGAAAGUUGUUUUAUUCGUGUUUGACUCUCAGUAAUCUAUACUAAAGCGGGAAAUAAUCUGUCUAAUAGUAUGACCAUCAACAAUAACUUUGAUAAGUUUAUAAUCACUAUAAUUAUUUUGAUUAUCUUAAAUUACAACAUUUUUGUUUGCCAUCUUUGUCAUAAAUUAAUUCACAUAGGUCAAAGUUGAAGAGAAUUAAUCAACCAUUGACAAAAUUAGGAAGAUACAAUAUGAUUUUCAUAUAAGCCAAAAGCAUAAAGAGAUCCAACUAAAGCUUUUUCGAGCAUAUGAUUCACUAAACUUGCAUUUUAAAAUUACAUGCAUUAUUUAAACUAUGAUUCUAGGCAUAAUGUACAAUUUGGGUACAUGUGAUUGAUUGUGAAGGUUAUUCCAUGGUAGGUAUGACAAUAAAUGUCAUUCUGACAAAUGUCGGUGAUCCUCUCAUCUUAAUCAUAAUAUUUAUCUCAUAACAUAAUGGUAAAAACUAUCUAUUUUUACUUUAUUUGUACAUCUAUUAGCUAAAUAUUUGUUAAUUAAUGGAUAACCAAAUUCACAAAUGAAAGCCCUUCUCAUUUGUAAAUACCUUAUUGUUGAUGAAUCUACAAAUUUGGGAAUUAUUGACUACAUGUCAAGGUGAAAUUCGUGUAAUUUGGAUCUAUGUAUUUUGUUGUGUGUUAUAAGUCAGGAGUUUCAAAAAAUAAAAUGGUUUUACAAUCAAAUUUUUUUUUAUAAUAAAAGUGAUGCAUAUGCAUCACAUUCAGCUAGAAAGCUCUCAUGAACGAACUUGCUGCAAUUUGGAAGGAUGAAGAGCUCUUUUGGAGCCAAAGAUCUGGAGUCGAUUGGCUCCAACAUGGAGACCAAAAUACCAAAUUUUUCCAUGCCUCCACCAUCUUCCGGAAACAAAGGAACAAGAUUUCUUCUCUUAAGGAUGAUGCUGACAAUAUCUUAUCGAGUCCGGAUGAGCUUUCAAACCACAUUACUGAUUUCUACCAAGCUCUGUUUACCAAAGAUAAUCAUUUUGAUGGCUCGACACUCCAAGAGUUCCCAAGAAUUGUCACUGAUGAAAAGAAUAUGGACCUUUGCAAAGAUCCAACUCUUGAGGAGAUUAGAGAUGCUGUGUUUGAUCUGGGACCCACGAAAUCACCAGGACCAGAUGGUUUUGCAGGAUUAUUCUUCAGGAAAUACUGGACAAAAAUCGGGCCUGAUUUCUGUAAGGAAAUCCUUGAGUUUUUUCGAACAGCAGUGAUGCCACAGGGAUGGAAUGAUACUCACAUUGCUCUUAUCCCUAAAGUUCAAACCCCUGAUCGGAUUACUCAGUUUAGACCUAUAAGCUGUUGUAAUUUCCGAUACAAGAUUAUUUCAAAAAUCUUGUCAAGUCGGAUGAAGAAAUGGUUGCCUAUGCUGGUUUCUGAGAUGCAAGCGGCAUUCACAGGUGGACGACUCAUACAAGACAACAUUAUUAUUGUCCACGAAAUCCUUCACAAUUUCAAGAAUCGGCGGAAUGGUGACUGGGAUAUGAUGAUUAAAUUGGAUAUGCGCAAGGCCUAUGACUUGGUUGAUUGGGAAUGUCUUGAUUUGAUCCUCAAAGCUUAUGGUUUCUCUGAUCAGUGGCUGAGAUGGAUCAACUCUUGUGUUAGCACAGUCAAUUUCUCGAUACUUCUGAAUGGGAGCCCAACGGAGCCUUUCACUCCUACUAGGGGAAUAAGGCAAGGGGAUCCAAUCUCUCCGUUCCUCUUCAUCUUAAUGUCUAAUGCCUUAUAUUUCCUCAUCGACAGAGGGGUUUCCAGAGGUGACAUUAGAGGAAUUAAGCUCAAUCAAGAUUGCCCUCGUAUUUCACAUUGCCUCUUCGCAGACGAUACCGUUAUCUUUGGGAAGGCUAGUGUGAAUGAAGCCGAACAAAUUCAGAAAAUCUUACAUAACUAUGGAAAGAUCACAGGACAAGAGGUCAAUCCUUCGAAGUCAUCAAUCUUUUUCAGUAAGAACACUCCCAAUGCUUUAAGAUCCCUAGUGGCAAGCAAGUUUGGUUUCCCGCCUUCUAUCUGUCAUGAUAAAUAUCUUGGUGUUCCUACGGAGUGGGGGAGGUCAAAAAAAGAAACCUUUUUGUUUCUGCUAGAAAGAAUGGAGAAAAUUGGAGAAUCAUGGAAGAGCCUCCUCCUUUCCCCGGGUGGUAAGGAAGUACUGUUGAAGGCUGUUAUUCAGGCUAUUCCGGCUUACAUUAUGAGUAUUUUCUUCCUCCCUCGAUCCUUGACAAACAAGAUGGAUUCUAUUCUUAAGCGCUUCUUCUGGUCGGGCUCUAUGAAAAAGCAAUCCAUUCAUUGGUGUGAUGCGAGAGUUCUGGAAAAGCCAAAAGAGGAGGGAGGCUUGGGUUUUAAAAAUUUCCACCUUAUGAAUGUGGCAUUGAUCGGUAAACAAAUUUGGAGGAUGUUGGAUAACCCGGAAGCUUUGUGGGUCAAGCUCUUAAAGGGACUUUACUUUGCUAAUGGGGACCUUUACUCAGCUAAGAAGGGUAGAAACGGAUCAUGGAUUUGGAACGGAUUUUGUGAUGUGAAGGAUAAGAUGAAGAUUGGAUUGAUUAAAGGGAUUAUGUCUGGUGAGGGAACCAAUUUCCAUAAGGAUCCAUGGGUACCUUCUAUUCCCAACUUUUCGCUAUCCAACCUGCAGCUGGAACCAUCUCAGGUCAGCGAUUGGAUUGUUGCCUCUUCUCGAAGUUGGAAUUCCGAUGCUAUUCGAGCAGAGGUCACUGAAGAGGUGGCUCAGGCUAUUAUGAGAGUUCCAAUUGGUCCCCCGGAGGCGGAGGAUAAGUGGAUAUGGAGGUACACCGAGUCUGGCUCCUACACUGUGAGAUCAGCCUAUAGAGCCUUUCGGGAAGCGAGGGACAGAAGUAUUCAUCCUGUCAAUGAUGAUGGAGCUCGACCUAAUAGACAGGAUUGGAGGUGGUUAUGGUCACUUUCACUUCCUCCCAAGCUCCGAUUCUUCAUUUGGAAAAGCUCGAAGAAUGCUCUUGCAACUCGAGCACGCCUUUUCUCGCGCGAGUGUGCUCCAGCCUCCACCUGCCCUUUAUGCAAUUAUCAGGAUGAGACUGUUCUCCGUUGUUUUUUUCAUUGUCAGCAUGCUCAUAACACAUGGUUACUCUGUGGAUUACUGACAAUCUUUCCUGAUCCUUAUAUGUCCUUUGCAGAGUGGUUCUUUAGCCUCAAGGAUCAAAUGCCGGAUGAGCAGAUUGCCCGCCUUGUCUGCUGUUUAUGGAGUAUUUGGAAGGCUCGAAAUGGUUUCAUCUUUGAGAGCAGGGCUAUUUCCCCAGCCACCACGGCAACUUUAGCUAAUCGUGAAUUCAUGAACAUCAACGAAGCUCGAGAGACAACCUCACUGUCCUCGAUCCUGAGAUCAGCUAGUUGUCAUUCUCAGCCUAGGGGAUCCCGUCGAAACCCCUCACCACCGCCUGGCCCUUUUGAACGAAUUGUGCACUGUGACGGCUCCUUUGUUUCGGAAUCUCAGUUGGCGGCUUGUGGGAUUACCAUUGCUGAUGCCCACGGUCAGGUGAUUGACGGCAAGGCUGAGAGGUUCUAUUGUUCCUACCCGAUUCAGGCAGAAGCAUUUGCUAUUCUGGGUGCUGUGGUGUUGGCGGCCCAAGUGUCAUGUCCGACGUGUAUCAAAAGCGACUGCCAACGUUUGAUUGUGGCUCUUAUUCAAGACCCCUGCGAUUGGCCUUGGCAAUGUCGUGCGACCCUGGCCCGGAUUGUGUCUCUUCUUCAGGGGGCUCCUUGGAUCAAGUUGUCCUUCGUUCCUCGGCGAUUUAAUUCUCUUGCGGAUUGGGUUGCUAGGAAUGCCCGACUUGAUCUCUUACCACAGGAUUGGAUUGUCAUUGCAAAUUUGAUUUCGCCCUUGUUGUAGCCUUUUGUUUCUGCUUGUCUGGUUUGGUAUAAUAGAAGAUGUUCCAUUGUCAAAAAAAAAAAAAUUCUCUAAUGAGAGUCAAAGCUGAAACCCAACCACCAAUCAAUACUAAAAUAUUGCAAGAGCUCGAUGAAUCGGUGCGACGAAUAGAGAGAAUGUACAUAUCAGUUGCAAUCUAAAUACUCAUUUAACAAUAAAAUGCUUACUUUUUUGCUAAUACGUAGAGAAAUUUACAUUCCAUCCAAUGCAAAGUUGUUAAAGUGAGGAACGCGAGAGGUGUUAUGCUUAAUGCGAACACUGUCCACAAAAUGGUGAAGAAGACUUCCACGAGUACUUUUGUGGGAUUUGUACGACAACAUCGAAGCCGACAUCAACUAGGUAACAAUCUAACUCGACGAUUCCAUUCAUCUUAACUUCAAAUUCAUUCAUUCAUUCAUUUACAGGGGAAAACAUCAUACUUAGCAAAUCUCGACGAUUCCAUUCAUCUCAACCUACUACCAUCCAUCAUUCAUCCACCAACCGUUAGUUACUAUUUAAUUUCUUGGGUUCUUUUUUUAUAUAUUUUAAAUUAUGUAAAAUAUCAACAAAAAAAAUUGACCAGACAAAGUGAGUAAAUUGCAAGGAAAAGAAAAAGGGCAUCCAAAAAACUUGAGUCACACACCCUUUUUAUUCGAUUUCGGUCUCCUUUUUUUUCAUUCAUUCUUUACUACGUACGCAAGUCAGAUAUCGAUUUCAUGGUGUCUCCAAACCGGAAUUGAUUGCAUGUCUCCUGCCCAGCAGGCCAGGAUUCCUCGCCGCUCCCAUUUUCAUUCUUUCGUGUCGCAGCAAAAACAACCCAACACAGCUAAAACAUCAUGCUACCAAUUUUUUUUGUUUCCAACAAACAACGAUAGCCUUUUUCUUUUCUUUUUCCGACGUGGCUUACAGCCAUGAAAGACAAAGGCCGAUGAAAAAAGUGGUGCAAAUCAGGCAAAAAGGGGGAAACUCUCUCCUUUUCUCCUCCUAAAAAGUGAAAACCAGCAAGAUUUGCUUCUUCGUUCAACACAUCAAAAGGAGGAGGCCAACCUGUUCUUAGUCCUCGCAAAAUCUUACCUUUUUUUUUUAUUUGUUCUUUUGAUAGAAAAGUAAUUAUGCCAGCCGGUGGUUAAUGUGACGUAGAUGGUAAGUAUAUAUAUAUGUACAGCUAAUUGGAGCUGCAGUAAAAUGUACGGGUGAUAAUGUUAUCGACUUAUUCUAUCAAUAAUUCGAGUUGUUGGGAGAGGUUAAUGCUUGUGAUCUCAAUGAAGUAGUUUUAGAGAUGACAUCGGGUCGAGGACAGAUAGUGCGUAUCCAUUAUCCUACCAAUGAUGUUCUAGUUCUACUCAUUAUCACACAAGACUCGGGUAGAAAAUUAAAAUCACGUCCAUGCCCGUUCUUGUUCCGAGUAUUAACAAUUAUCAAUAGAUAACGAUUUACCUUUUCGAGUAACCAACAUGUUAACAUUUACACAUAUACUGAAAAUACAUGAGAAGAAAAGUACGGCAGUGUAAUGAAGAAAACUAGUUAUUAACUACAUAAUUUUAUUAAAAAUAUUAUAUAUGCAUAAUAAAUAGCAAAUAUGUUAAGAAAAAUAAUGAUCAUUUCUAAACAAAAUACACAUACAUGGGUAUAAUCAGCCGGGUUCGGGUUUGAUAGUGAGAAAAAUAUGUCUAUCCAUUACCCGCAAUAUUUGGAUUCAGGUUUUACCCGUACCCACUGAAAAUCCUUCGGGUUUGGGUUUUACCUUACUCAAUUCAAUUAGGUUGGAUUCGGGUGGGUAUCCACGGUUUAAGAUAUUUUUGUCAUCCCCAAGCAGCUCUGAUACAUGUCAUAAACCAACUUGUCCCAAUAAUUUGAGUUGUUGGGU